Messenger RNA from Trypanosoma conorhini, 5187 nucleotides. Its product is annotated as ABC1 transporter. Gene Ontology annotation, biological process: lipid transport; transmembrane transport. The record is from RefSeq and is a predicted model, not a curated record. Bases 1 to 5187 code for a protein of 1728 amino acids. Gene Ontology annotation, cellular component: membrane; intracellular membrane-bounded organelle. Gene Ontology annotation, molecular function: lipid carrier activity; ATP hydrolysis activity; ATP binding. Lineage: Eukaryota; Euglenozoa; Kinetoplastea; Trypanosomatida; Trypanosomatidae. The transcript has a single exon.
AUGUACGCAGAGGAGUUUGCUGAUAUCCCGCAGUACCCGGCCAUAGCCCGCGUUGAGGCCCACGUUUCCUCCGGUCAGAGCUCGAAGCGCAGCUCGUUGACAAGCGGACUCGCGGCACGUGGCGAGGCACCCCGCUUUCUGACGCAGCUCUUCGCGGGUAUCCACCGCGAGGCGACGGAGCGCAAGCGGGCGUGGAAGGAAGUUCUGUUUGAAAUAUUUGUGCCGCUCAUCUGCGUCGCCUGCACCACGCUGCUCUGGUCGUACUUUGGGGACAUGCACGACACUGCGGCGGACUUUGUCAACUACACCGGCCCGUCGCCCAACUCCGGCGUGUUCGACUACAGCUCCGGGUUCUGCUACAAUGACUCUAUGCUCGGCCCAGACGGAAAGCAAAAUUACAUUCCCGGACUACAGCCAUGUAGCCUGGCGAAAUUUUCUUUCGACUGCAGCGGCGACGAAGCGCAGCUCCCCGUGAGGGGGUUAUGCGCCGACGUCCUGGAGCCGCCCUUCUUUCGCUUUGCUGUCGCCUCCGUUGCGCUUCUCAAUGUAAUUCCGAGUCUGGACGAUGUCUUGCUGCUGCACUGGGCUGCCGCCAAGCACCGCGCACGGCCGAUGCUGGAUGCUGCGGCGUACCGGAAUGCCGGCAUCGACUUCGUGGACCGCUUUUCGGCUCUGAUGGUGACGGGGCCCCUGUACAUCGGCCCCGCCGCCAACGUCCCUCCGCCGCUUCUGACUUACUUUAAAUCCUUGUCGAAGUACUUCAACCUUGUCUACGCAGGAAGUUUUGACAGCGUGACGGAGUUGCAGGGCCGCAUCUCCCGCGGCGGCGUCUUCGCGGUGAUCAACAUCAAAGCCAUGACUGCGGACGCGUUUGAUGUUGAGAUACGGAUGGAUCAGAAGGCGAUUCCGGCGCCCAGGACCGUCAUUCAGCUUGACUACUCCGGCGGUGUCUGGCCAGGCACCGCCGAUAUGUACAUUGUCUCUGGGUUUCUCACGCUCCAGCGGAUGCUGUACGACUUUUACCUGAUGCACUUUAAACGUCUUCCGCUUGGCAAGCGCCACUUCACGCCGUACUUGAUCUCCAUGGGGCACAUAGACUACUCCGCCCCGAAGUUGAUUCGUGAAUCAGGGCCGUUGGUGUCGCUUGCGAUUGUCUCAUCGCUCCUCUACCCUGUCACGCUGCUGGCGCGGCGCCGCGUAGUGGAGAAGGAGCUGCGGAUUCGGGAAAACAUGAAGAUUAUGGGGCUGCGCACGUCCACCAUGGACAUCUCGUGGUUCCUGCUCACCGUGGCCACCAUGUUUUUGGUGGCCGUCCUGAGUGUGGCCAUCGUCCGGCCCUACCUGCGACGAACGGAGUACGCCACCGUCUUCCUGAUCUUCAUUGUCAACUAUCUCACGAUGAUCCCCUUUGCCGGAUUUGUUUCGGCGUUCUUCGGCAAGUCGCGCUUCGCGACGAUGAUGGUGCCGCUUGUGUACUUUGCCGCCUCCGCGCCGCCGGUGGGACUUCAGCUGGCCGGUGCCACGGCCAAAACGGUCUUCUGCCUCCUCCCACCAACGUCGUUCUCCCUUGCGCUGGGGAUCCUCUUCCGCCACGAGCUCGCGGGUGGGUUGGCGCUGAGCGACUUCAACUCCGCCCUCGACAGCCCCAACCUGUCGCUUGUCCUUGGCAUCACCACACUGGACUUCUUCCUCUACCUGCUGCUGAUGCUGUACCUAGAGGCGGUGAUGCCGCUCGGCCAUGGCACCCCAAAGCACCCGCUGUUUUUUCUUCUUGACCCCUGCAGACGCUGCUGGGGCCGUGCUCGGCAGUGUGACGCGGGUGGCGCCGAUGGACGGGACCCGAACGGCACCUACGAGGAGAUGGGGGCCUCCGUGCGGUACGCCGUGGAGAUAAUGGGGCUGCGUCGGGAGUACAAGCGCGGUCGACUCUCCUUUCUCGCCGUCAACAACCUCUACCUGAAGAUGCCGGAGAAUGGCAUCUUCGUCCUGCUUGGCCAAAAUGGCGCGGGCAAGUCGACGACAAUAAACAUGAUAACAGGCAUGACACGCCCGGAUGCGGGGGACUGCCUUGUCUUUGGGCUCUCCGUGCGCCAGCAACUCUCGCAGGUGCGCCAGAACCUCGCCCUCUGCCCACAACACAAUAUUCUCUGGCCGGAUCUCACCUGUCGCGAGCACCUCGAGUUUUUUGCCCGCAUCAAGGGUCUCAUGGGCAGGGACUUGGAAGAUGCCGUGGUGAGGACGUCGUCUGAGGUUGGGUUGUGCGACAAACUAGACUGCAAGGCGUCUGCGCUAAGUGGGGGGCAGAAGCGCAAGUUGAGUGUGGCGGCGGCGUUUGUGGGGGGAGGCCGUUUGGUGCUGCUGGACGAGCCCACCGCUGGCAUGGACGUGGCGGCGCGCCGUAACACCUGGGAACUGCUGCGUCGCAUGUCCUCCACACACACUAUUUUGCUCACGACGCACUUUCUCGACGAGGCGGAGAUUCUCGGCGAUCAGGUCGCCAUCAUGAGCUACGGCGCACUGAAGUGCUGCGGCAGCAGCCUCUUCCUAAAGUCGAGGUUGGCGGCCGACUACAACCUCCAACUCGGGCUUACCCCCGACGCCGACCGGACCGCCCUCGGCGCCUUCGUCGCCGGCUACGUCCCGGACGCGUACAUCAUUUUAUCAGGCCCCACCGAGUGGAAGUGCCGCAUACCAGCGGGACACAUGAACCGUCUUGUCCUGCUACUGGAGCGCCUAGAGUCAGUCUCGCGUGACGUCGGCGUCAAAAACUACGCCCUCUCUGCCAUGACGCUGGAGGACGUUUUCCUGCACGUUGUGGCGAAUGAUGAGGCGAACUUCGCCUUGGGCGACACGGCGGCGGACAUUCUCUGGGACUGUGCCCGGGUGUCGCGGUGCGGCGAGGCCGCCCGGAUGCAGUUUUGGGCCUUGCUGAAGAAGCGGGUGCUGUGUGCGGUGCGGGAUUGGUGGCUGCUGAGCUUUCAAAUUAUUUGCCCCGCCGCCUGCAUACUCUUGGCGAUGGUGCUUGACUCCAUCCCUGUGGAGGCGCCGACGGCGGUGGAGCUAAGCCCCUCGGUGUACCCAUUUGACACCAUGAGCGACACGGUGCGGUGUUCGCCGUACUUUACCGCCGCAAACUACACUUCGCCGGGCGCAGCACAGCAGGUGCACUUCACCGACCGCAAUAUGCUGAACUCCUUGAAUCUUUCCUGGUACCACGUGGACAACUUUCUGCGGCACCCGCUGCCGCACCUGAGCUCCUUUAGCUGCCGCGACCCGCAGUACACCAGACAGCUGGGAACCAUCCCCAUUGUGAUCUUCUACAACACCUCCGCCCCGCACGAGGCCGCCAUCGCGUUGAGUACAUUAUACACGCUGGUUAUGCAAAGUGCGGCGAGUGCUUCCGGGGUGCUGCGCACCACCAUGGCCUACGCCUCCACCGAACACAUUAUUUACGUGACGACUGCCGUUCAGACGAUCUUCAAGGGUUUCGUUAUCCUGAUCCCUUUCACAUUGUUGCCCGCGAACUGCAUCGCCUGGGUGGUGAAGGAGCGUGAGUGUGGAGCAAGGCACCUCCAAUACCUUGCAGGGUUACGCUACUCAGUGUACUGGGGGGUGAACCUCCUUUUCGACAUGGUUGCCUACCUGCUGACCGUUGCAUUGGCCCUCAUUAUAUUUUUAAUCUUUGGAAAGAAGGCGUUUGUUGGCUCCGACACCAUCGGCCCCACCAUGCUGCUUUUGCUCACCUACGGCUUUGCUGGGACGGCCAUGGCGUACUUCCUCCACCUAUUCUUUAAGUCGCACAUCGUUGCACAAACGGUGACUAUGAUCGCCGGCUUCGUCGUGGGGUUUCUCUUUCUGGUAAUUGUAUAUAUGCUGAGUCUCAUUGACACGACGUGGGGCCUCUCCGAUGGGUUGCGCUGGCCGUUCCGUCUCAUGCCGACCUACGCCGUGGGGGAGGGCAUCAUCAACCUCCUCACGCUGAAGCAGCGCCAGCAGGUGAAACCCACCCUCACGGCGUGGAGCAUGGAGGCGGCGGGCUGGGCCUCGCUCUACAUGGCGUGUGAGUUCCCCAUUUUUUUCGUGUUUAUGCUUGUCAUGGACCACCCUCGAUUUCGGCUUAGAAUGCAGAAACGCUCCUACCACCCUGACGCCAGAAGUGUGCCCGAGGCGCACGAGGACAGUGAUGUGGAGGAUGAACGGGAAUACAUCAACAAUCAGGUGAGCAGAAGCGAAUUGGUCGGGGAUGCCGUGGAUGUGAUUAACUUGCGCAAGGUGUACGGCAACGGCAAGGUGGCGGUCAAGGACAUCACCUUUGGCGUAGUGAGAGGGGAGGUGUUUGCCUUUCUCGGCACAAACGGGGCUGGUAAGACCACUACCAUGUCCAUUCUGUGUCAGGGUGCGGUGCCUACGGCUGGGCGCGCCUUCAUCUGCGGCCACGACGUUGUGGAAGAGAGCAAUGCGGCCAGAGCCUGCGUUGGCUACUGUCCACAGUUUGACGCCUGCCUUGACCUUCUCACGGUGGAGGAGCACCUGCGGUUGUACGCGGCGGUGCGGGGGAUCGUGGAGCCGCAGCACGCGGAGGUGGUGGAGGCCCUGAUGCGGCUCUGCGGGGUGGAGGAGUACCGUGAGACCCGCGCCCACCAGCUGAGCGGCGGCAACCGCCGUAAGCUGAGCCUUGCGCUGGCGCUGGUGGGCGGCCCGCAGGUGGUGAUGCUGGACGAGCCCACGGCGGGCAUGGACCCGGCUGCGCGGCGCCGUGUGUGGAACUCGAUCAGGGCCAUCGCCAGGAGUUGCUCCGUGCUGCUCACGACGCACCACCUGGACGAGGUGGAGGAGCUGGCCAACUGCGUCGCCAUCAUGGUGGAUGGCUCGCUUCGCUGCAUAGGCAACCAGACGCGCCUGAAGAAUAAGUUCGGCACCGGGGUGGAGAUGUCCCUCCGCAUCCGCGACGACUCCUUCCGGCCGAUGGUGGUGCACCUCGUGGAGGCCUGCUUCCCGGAUGCCGUCCUCAACGAGUACCGCAAUCACCGUUUCGUGUACGCCCUGCCGAAGGACACAUCCCUUUGCGGUGUCUUUAAGGCGCUGCAGCGAAACAAGGCCAAGGCCGGCAUCACCGACUACGGCGUUUCACAGACCUCCAUCGAACAGGUGUUCAUACGCAUCAGCAAAGAGGCGGCGGCGUGUUGA